Messenger RNA from Perca flavescens (yellow perch), 3726 nucleotides. Its product is annotated as zinc finger MIZ domain-containing protein 2. Gene Ontology annotation, molecular function: SUMO ligase activity; zinc ion binding. Gene Ontology annotation, cellular component: chromatin. Lineage: Eukaryota; Metazoa; Chordata; Actinopteri; Perciformes; Percidae. Bases 488 to 3340 code for a protein of 950 amino acids. Gene Ontology annotation, biological process: regulation of transcription by RNA polymerase II; protein sumoylation. The transcript has 21 exons. The record is from RefSeq and is a predicted model, not a curated record.
UGAUUUCAACACCGGCAGCGAUGCAGAGAAAACACACUGAAGCUAACGUCAAACUCCACACAACAGUUAACCUCAGUUAUUAAUGUUAUAUUCUAUUUAUUUCUAAUUUAAUAAUCCUGGAGCUGCGGGAAUGGUGUCACCUCCUGAAGCCGGAUAAUCAGACGCAGAGGCCGGGCGGCUGGGAAGGCUAGCUGGCUGGAGUUACAGCCGGGACUCCUGGGUUGAAUCUCGGCCUCCUUGCAGGAUUUCGUCGGGAUUUUUGUGGCUAUUUUGGGGAGUCUUUGAGGUGGUUUCUCCCGGCUGUAGUGGUGGACUGUACUGGCUUUAGGUGCGCUCGGUCCUUGAUGCCCGGGAGGCCCGAAGGAGCUCAGACUGUGGAGCCCCGGAGAAGGGCUCGGACACCGGGGAACUAACGUUAACGUUAGAGGAGGAGUUGGUCUGUCUCUCUGUCUAAUUAAACCCCGGCGAGCCUUGAGCCCCUCCCACCAUGAACCCUCUGAACCAAAUGAAGGCUGGACUGAGUAACAACCCACACAGUGAGGGUUCCUACCCAUACGACCCCUCCAGCUGGCAGCAGCCUACCAAUCAGCCAACAGGAUCCCUCUCCGUGGUAACAACCGUCUGGGGAGUGACCAAUCCCUCGGCCAGUCAGGGUAUGGGUGGAGGGGUGAUGGGGCCUGGAGCCAACCCAGGCGGGGGGCCCAUGAUGCAGGGCCCCGGGGGUCCGGGCAUGGCUGGGGGUCACGGAGGCUAUAUGGGUCAGCAGGGCUACGGAGAGCCCAACAAAGGCUACAUGAACCAGGGGAUGUACGGCCGGACAACUGGGGGAUACGCUGGAGGACCGGGGGGAUACACAGGGAGUUACCAGUCGAACCCCAGCGGCUCCAGAGGUUCGUCUGACUUCACUCAGGCUGCUGCCGCCGCCGCCGUUGCUGCAGCUGCUGCCACGGCAACUGCCACAGCCACGGCAACCGUCGCCGCCAUUCAGGAGAAACAAAACCAGGAAAUGAAUUACGGACAGAUGGGAGGUCAGGCCUAUAACAACCAGUUUAUGGCCCACUCUGGCCCCCGUGGCCCCCCUGGCAUGGCCCCCGGAGGUAUGGGCCCCGGGCCUGGGCCCACUAGGGGCCCUCCCUCAAUGGGCCCCAUGUACGGACCUGGAGGCGGCCCCCAGAGAGUCCCUCAGCACCCUCAUCACCCUCAGCACCCAAAUUAUGGCCCCGGUCUACAGCAGGGCCACCUGAGGCCCCCACAGGGCCUCAAACGGCCGUACAACUCUGAGUCUUUCCCAGGAAUGUCUCAGCAGUACAGCGUUCCAGUUGGUCCAGGCGUGAACGUGAUGUCAGGUCCUGGUGGCGGCGGAGGUUCAAUUCCAGGAUCAGGUGGAGGCGGUCACGUCGGCCCCGGUCCCUACACCAGCCCCAACAUGCAGUACCAUCCAGGUCCAGGCCCCGCCCCCCAGCGCUCCGGCUCCUCCCCCAAUUAUCAGACCCAUAAGAUGCCCCUCCCACAAUACCCCCCCUCAGGACCCCCCAACUCACAGUACUACAAGCAGGAGCAGUUUAACGGUCAGGGUGGAGGUUUGAACACUCUGACAACAGGGGGUGCCGGUGGUGUAUACAACUCCUUCAACCAACCAUCUGGGCCUGGUCGAGGGUUGCCGGGUUACCCCUCCUCCCCGGUUCCUGGAAAUCCGACCCCUCCCAUCACCCCCAGCAGCUCCAUGGCGCCGCCCUACAUGUCGCCCGGGAACAGUGACGUCAAGCCGCCGCCCUCUUCCUUCCUGCCUGACAUCAAACCCAACAUGGCCAACUUGCCCCCGCCUCCUCCUACAGGUAACCCUAGCGACGACCUGCGGCUGACCUUCCCAGUGCGUGACGGUGUGGUCCUAGAGCCCUUCAGAUUAGAGCACAACCUGGCUGUCAGCAACCACGUCUUCCAGCUGAGAGACUCCGUCUACAAAACUCUCAUCAUGAGACCGGACCUGGAGCUCCAGUUUAAGUGUUACCACCACGAGGAUCGACAGAUGAACACCAACUGGCCCGCCUCCGUCCAGGUGAGUGUGAACGCGACUCCUCUCACCAUCGAGCGAGGUGACAACAAAACUUCCCAUAAGCCUUUGUACCUGAAGCAAGUCUGUCAACCAGGCAGGAACACCAUCCAGAUCACUGUCACUGCCUGCUGCUGCUCUCACCUGUUUGUCCUCCAGCUGGUUCAUCGUCCGUCGGUCCGUUCGGUGCUUCAGGGUCUGAUGAAGAAGAGGUUGCUGCCUGCAGAGCAUUGUGUCACCAAGAUAAAGAGGAACUUCAGCAGCGGUUCAAUCCCUGGGACUCCUGGGUUAAACGGAGAGGACGGCGUGGAGCAGACCGCCAUCAGAGUCUCGUUGAAAUGUCCGAUCACUUUCCGCCGCAUCCAGCUGCCCUCCAGAGGUCACGAUUGCAGACACAUACAGUGUUUUGAUCUGGAGUCGUACCUGCAGCUCAACUGUGAGAGAGGAACAUGGAGAUGCCCUGUGUGCAAUAAAACAGCUCUGUUGGAGGGUCUGGAGGUGGAUCAAUACAUGCUGGGAAUCCUAAUCUAUGUUCAGAACUCGGAGUACGAGGAGAUCACCAUCGACCCUGUGUGCAGCUGGAAGCCAGUUCCCGUUAAGCCGGACAUCCAUGUGAAGGAGGAGUUGGACGGUCCGGUGUUGAAGCGCUGUCGGACGCUCAGCCCAAGUCAUAUGGUCCUGCCCAGCGUCAUGGAGAUGAUUGCAUCACUAGGUCCCGCCUCCUCAUCGGCUACCUCCUCCCCAAUGCCCUACCCCCCCCUACCUGCAGGGGGCAGCAAUAACAGCAACACACCGGACUACCCCGGAACAGCUCCGUCCUAUCCAAGUCAGUCUGCUGCUUUCUCAGACUUCAGUGGUCCUGGGACUCCGGGGGUCGGGGGGGACUUCUCCUCCCCCGGUCCUCCCCCUCUCUCUUACCAGUCUGAGCUUUCCAGUGCCCUCCUCACCCCCGACAAACCUCCCCCGCACCCUCUGGCUGGACAGAUGUCAGUGUCGGGCCGACUGGACUCCACUUCCCAUGGUGCUCCUCUAUCCCAGCAGCAGUCACAGGGUCUCCACGGCAACUCCCAAAUGGGGGGCGGCCAUCAGAUGAUGCAGCGUAGCAACCAGAACCCCCGUCUCCAAGGCGACGGCUCCUUCGGCCUCGGGGGGUCUGCGGAGGUUCCUGAACCUUCUCUGGACUUGCUUCCGGAGUUGACCAACCCAGAUGAGUUGCUGUCGUACCUCGGACCUCCGGAUCUCCCGAACAACAACAACGACGACCUGCUGUCCCUGUUCGAGAACAACUGAACACCUCCAGAAUUUAAACAGAACUUUACUGUAAGAUAUGAACUCUUUUUCUCCUCGCCCGCCAAUAUGACCGGCGGUCCAACGUGACCGCCGUCUGCACAGGAUGGAGCGAACGAUAAGAAGGAAACAAAAACAACAACAACUUUUAAAUAUGAAAAACUCUUUGAUGUUUGACGAUGAUGGUAACUUUAUUUUAUUGUUUUUUUAAUCCUCUGAAACUGUAUUUUGAUGCUUCAUCCUUCAUUCCCCGUCGUGGUUCACAGAGAGCCAUUCAGACUAUUUAAAGUUGGUGAUGACCACACAGCUGCUUUAACUACACAUCACACACACACACACACACACACACACACACACACACACACACACACACACACACACACACACAC